Molecule: messenger RNA, 7305 nt
Organism: Dromiciops gliroides (monito del monte)
Lineage: Eukaryota; Metazoa; Chordata; Mammalia; Microbiotheria; Microbiotheriidae
Gene: PGBD5
Product: piggyBac transposable element derived 5
Exons: 7
Coding region: 4-1773 (589 amino acids)
Biological process (GO): non-replicative DNA transposition
Cellular component (GO): nucleus
Molecular function (GO): transposase activity
Source: RefSeq, a predicted model, not a curated record
AAGAUGAUGGCGGAGUGCGGCGGAGGCGGGGGUGGCGGCGGCGGUGGCAUUGGGGGCCCGAGGAAGAAGGCGCUCUCCCUGCUGGAAGCGGCCCGCUCCCGCUACGAGAGCCUGCAGAUCUCUGACGACGUGUUUGGCGAGUCUGGCCAGGACAGCAGCGGGAACCCCUUCUACAGCACCUCGGCCGACUCGCGCUCCUCCUCCGCCGCCUCUUCAGAGGACGAGGACGAACCCACCACUUCCUCCAUCUCCUCCUCCUCUGCCGCCGCCGCCCCGCCGCCGCCGCCGCCGCCGCAGCCCCUGGCCCGGGAGGUAGAGGCAGCAACGGAGGGGCCCACCCGCGGGGGAGGCGUCUGCUGCUUUCAGGGAGGAGGGCGCCGCGUCCCGAGGGCAGGAGCAACGACUGGUGGGCAACGGCAACUGCAACAGUAUCAGCAACCCGGGCCCAUGGAUGAGGAGGAUGAGGAAGAGCGUGGAGGCUGGACCCAGACUUUGCGAGACACCCCUCCCCCUCGCUUCGAGGAUACCAGCGGUCCAACCCGAAAGAUGCCCCCCAGUUCCAGUGCCAUGGACUUCUUCCAGCUCUUUGUCCCAGACAAUGUUCUUAAAAACAUGGUGGUACAGACAAACAUGUAUGCCAAGAAGUUUCAGGAAAGGUUUGGGAGUGAUGGGGCCUGGGCAGAAGUGACCCUGACAGAGAUGAAGGCUUUCCUGGGUUACAUGAUCUCCACAAGCAUCUACCAUUGUGAGUCUGUCCUCAGCAUCUGGAGCAGUGGCUUCUACAGUAACAAAAGCAUCGCUCUUGUCAUGAGCCAGUCCCGCUUUGAGAAGAUCCUCAAGUACUUCCAUGUGGUGGCUUUCCGUUCCAGUCAGACAACACAUGGCCUCUACAAGAUCCAGCCCUUCCUCGAUUCCCUGCAGUAUGGCUUUGACUCUGCUUUUAGGCCUUCCCAAACCCAGGUGCUACAUGAACCCCUGAUUGAUGAGGACCCAGUGUUCAUUGCUACGUGCACAGAACGAGAGCUGCGCAAGAGAAAAAAGAGGAAAUUCAGUCUUUGGGUCAGGCAGUGUUCCUCCACUGGCUUCAUCAGUCAGAUUUAUGUGCACCUGAAAGAAGGUGGUGGUGCAGAUGGACUGGAUACUCUAAAGAAGCCCCAACUCCACAGCAUGGUGGCCAAGAGCCUCUGUCGGAAUGCAGCAGGCAAGAACUACAUCAUCUUCACAGGACCCAGCAUCACCAGCCUGCCCCUGUUUGAAGAGUUUGAAAAACAAGGGAUUUACUGCUGUGGACUGCUGAGUUCCCGAAAAAGUGACUGCACUGGCCUACCUCUGUCUAUGCUGAAUAAUUCGGAUAUCCCCCAGAUUCGAGGACAGUACCGAAUAAAGGUGAAAGGAAAUAUGUCUCUGAUCUGCUGGUACAACAAAGGGCCCUUCCGUUUUCUGACAAACGCCUAUUCACCAGUUCAACAAGGAGUGAUCAUCAAGAGAAAAAGUGGAGAGAUCCCCUGCCCUUUGGCUGUGGAAGCUUUUGCUGCUCACCUUAGCUAUAUCUGCAAAUAUGACGACAAAUACAGCAAGUAUUUCAUUUCUCAUAAACCAAACAAGACCUGGCAGCAGGUGUUCUGGUUUGCCAUCAGCAUUGCGAUCAAUAAUGCCUACAUCCUGUAUAAAAUGUCCGAGGCCUACCACGUGAAGAGAUACAGUCGGGCACAGUUUGGGGAAAGACUGGUAAAGGAGUUGUUGGGCUUGGAGGAUACCUCACCAUCCCAUUGACGCCUCAUUCAUGUGCCUCAAGGCCUGGGUAAGGGACCCACGUCAAGGGAGAGAGAAUCGGAAUUGGAAGAAGAGAAUCUGCAUCUCUGGAUGUCCAGUCAGGGACCUGGUGAUGCCCACCCCACCCUGCUUGGAAAGUGACACUGUGAUAGAAUAGAGACUUGGUCAGGAGGAGUAGCCGGUUGUCUGGGGCUUCCACUAAAAGAAGAGUGUCCCAUCCCACCCCACCAAGAAGUCGCCCCACAGCUGCAUUGUGAGUGCUCUGCCAGCCCUUCGUGUACCAGACCUGGGUUUUUUAGGUUGCUAGCCAUUUAUACUGUCAGUUGUAUCUGUUCAAUAGGGUGUAGAGCUCCUUAUGACACCCAUCUGAAUCCGAGCUCAGUCUCCAAAUAGAGGAGGCUUGACAGACGUGGGGGCCCCCACUAAUACUAAGUGCUGCCAAUUGCGGGGCAUGUUGUCACAUGACAUUAGAAAAUGGGGAGGAAAUUUAGGUAAGACUGUGACAUCUUUUGGCAUCAUGGCAUGUCAACUGAUGAGGGUGAAAGCAGCAAAAAUAUGGCGUUCAUUCUUAAAACCGUUUAGAAGGGAAGACACUUGGGUUUUCUCCAAUUUGUCCAGGCAGUUCUUAACCUGGCAAUUUAGGAAGUGUCUAACAGGAGAAAAAGAAAAGAAAAAUUAAAAUGGUUGCCAUUGAGAGAAAGUGAUGGAAUGAGCAGCAGUUGACAAUGGUUUGCAUAGUCUAAUUAAUAAAUGAGGUAUUACUGAUGACUUUGGCGUCUUUGCCUCAUGUGAAGGGGAAGAGGGAGAACACACUGAUUUAACUCAAAGUGGAGUGUAAUCGCUGCAUUUUUUUUCUCUCCUUAUUUUUAAAUGUAUCUUUGGCUUUUUCUAUGUGUUGCUUUUAAGAUCUAGCAUAACGGGUGAUGUUUCGCUCCAUUUCUUUUCCUUCUUCCUCACCCCCCACCCCCGCUCUGCAUCUUGGACACGUAUUAAACAACUUUGUGACUGUAUCCAGCACAGGAAAGAACAGUUCACUUUAAGAAGAAACAUAUUGCACUUGCCAAGUACCAUAGGAAUGCCUUUUAGAAUUUAAGCUUGGUUACCACUAUUGUCGUUUGCAAAAAAAUCACAAGUUUAAAUAUAGAUCUAUAUAUAUACAUACAUAAAUACACGUGUAGCAUUGUUGAAACAGACACAUCUCUUUAAGGUAAAGAUGACCAUGAGCUGAAUCUCUUCCAUACACUGGGAGUCCCAUCAAUCACUUACCUUAUUUUAAAUGACACCUCUGCCCAAUACAGCUGUCUUCAGCAAGACCUUAAGAGGGAGACAAGACAACAUUUUUGGAUGAAGCGCAGAUUUUGGUUAAGAGGUGCCUCUUUCUUGACCCCAAACAGAGAAAUUUAAUUACUAAAAUAGCAUCAUGUAAUAAGACAGGCCUACAGCAUGAAGCCAGCAUAGGAACAACAUUAAAACAAGGGAUCCAAUGCAUUUUCCAGGACAGCUGACAUACUUCCACUCAGGUGUGUCUUUCAACACCCAUGCCCCAUGCCAACCCCCAGAAAGCCUCAGAACAAGAAAACUGGGCUGUUCUGAUCAGCACCAUCCCCAAGCUAAAAGCAAAUAAAUGCUGGAUUUAAAUGUCCUUCCUUCAUCUGACCUUUAUAUAAAUCCCUCAUUUUAUUUUUCCCCUCUUCUUCCAUAAACCCCUCACUUUAAAAAAAUACAGAAUCUAUUUAACUCAGGUUUUAGGAUUAUUAUUUUUUCCUCCUGAUUUCACAUUCUCCAAAACAGAAGUGUUCCUAAAAGUGUGCUCAUGAACAUUUAAUCAUUUCUGUAUUCUCGAUAAAGAAUUGCUAGUGUCUUCUAGUUUUGAUUAGAUGCUUCGGAUUUUAGACCCAAAUUAAAAAAAAAAAUUAAAGCUUCUGCCCUAUUCUUGUAAAACCAUUGAAAAAGUGGUCCAUGCUAAAUUUAAUUAGAAGCAGGUUUGUUGCAUGGAUUUUUAUGGAUUUUUAAUUUGUGGUCCUUUUCUAUUAGGUCUACUAUUUCUGAACUGAAUGUGCUUUUUGACACUAAGGGAAACACUGAGAAAAAAUGUUUAGUGUCUCUCUUUUCUUUUUUUGUCCCAGCAAUUAGAGAAUCAAUUUUCAAAGCUAUAUUUACUUUUGUUUUUGCUGAUUUGAGAGUUAGGGAUGGGAAGAAGUGACACUAGAAAUCAAAGAACUAAAAUGCAGAUUAUUUCUGAAUUUCCCAAAGUCAAAGAAAGAGUCAAUUUACAGGUGCGUUAUCCAGUCUUCUUGGCUUCCAUUAAUCAUCCAAAGACUUGUGAGCUUCCUAGAAGCUUUUUUUUUUAAAUUUUUCAAGUUUUGAGCAAGAGCAAAUUCAUCAAGCAAACCCCCUACCCACCCCUAUUCUAGGUAUCUGUAUCAUUUUGGGGGAUAAAUAUGCCUUCUAAACUGAUUUUCUAAUUACUUUUACUUUGUACCUUGUGUCAUUCCCUAUUACUGUGAAGUUGUGUGUGCUGUUAAAUUACCAGAUAAUUAGAGAGUGAUUAGAUGAUAUUAGUGCUCUGUAACUAAAAUGGUAGACAACUGAUUUCUGAUGAACUGAUACUUAAAAAAGAAAAGUCAGGCAGUAUGGCCUACACCACAUGCCCUAUAGCAGAGUUUGCAAGUAAUCCAGCCAGUUUCCUCAGGGGGUUGGAAAUCAGGAAGAUACCCCAAUCAGGUAUCCUAGCACAGGCCUGCUCUUUAAGGAAUUGUGUCCCCUGCCCCCACACACACACACACCCAUGCCUUAUAGGUGUUUUAGGAUGGCUUUUGGAAUUUCUCUAGCUAAAAAUCUAUCUGACUCCACUGUUCCCUAGGGCUGACAGCAGUCAGGAUGUCAUUUGAAUUUGCUUGUGGCAGAGCCUGACACAGUAGAGGAUGAUUAUUUGUGACAGGCAAACAACCUGGUGAGUGAUUCUUACAAGAGGGAGCAAGGAUGUCUGGUUGGCAAAGGGGUAAGAGACAGACACAAUCUAUUAUAUUUCAUGACAGUGAGUUCCUAUGCUCUGGCUAGGUGCUGGCCGCCAUGUUGUCUCUUGAUUUCCUUUGGGAUGGUUUGGUCUAAAAAAGAUUGACUCAUGAACUUCCCAGACCACAUGUCCCCCACAGAGAAGCUAACAAAAAGAAAUGUGAACAAAGUUCAUCCACAGCAAACUUCUACAUUUAGUAGAAAUACUAAAUCACAACAGGCAAGAAUUACACCAAAUCAUACUUUAGUAAUUUUUAAUAAUACAUUUGCUUUAAUAAUACUUUGCUUUAAAUGAAUAAAUUCCUAAUUACAUUUUCUGCCUCCUUUAUUAUGCUGCCCCUUAUUAGAUUUAUGUGUGCUCCCCAUAACCAACUAAAAUUCUUUACUCUGGUCAGUGGAAUGUUACCGUAAUAUUUCCAAGUUCCUAUCUUAGAGGAAAGUAUUUGGUGACCGGAUUGUUUUGAGCAGCUCAGCAGUGACUCCAAACUGGGUACGAGGCCAGGCUACCAAAAUAGACCCAGCUUUGCAAAAAGAAAAGUCGAUAAGAGUCAGAAAAAAGUAACAGUGAGUCAGGAGAGAAAAAGGUCUAUAUUUGUGGGAUGAAUUCCAUAGUUAAAUACCUCACCCUGCAACAUUGUUUCACAGCUGUCAGGUUGUGGUACCCCUGAACUGGGGGAGAAACUAUAUCCUAGCUUUUUCUCCUUCCCUGAGGUAAUGAUUGUUAAGGUAUGUGUUUUGACCAACCCUGGCAUACCAGCAAUAUUCAGACUUCAUUGAGUUGGAAAUAUGGAUGAUUCACUGUUAUUAUAAUGACGAAGGCAGGAGGAAAGACCAGAAAUAUCACCCAUUCCCACCCCCAUAUUUGCCUUAGGGGUGAGUAAUUUGGGAAAUACAAACUUAAUUUCAAAGGAAUUGUGAUGGUAUCUCACAAUCCAUUUACAGCCUCUGUAGUUUUCCCUAUUUUUGUAUAAGGUAUAGUAAGGAACUAGAAUUACUUCUUUAGCCCAAUACUCAAAACCAGCAUAUUUCUCACCAACAGUACUCACUUUUCCCCUUUUACUUACUGUAUUGGUGUAUGUGUGUGUGUGUGUGUGAGAGAGAGAGAGAGAGAGAGAGAGAGAGAGAGAGAGAGAGAGAGAGUGUGUGUGUGUGUGUGUGUGUGUGUGAGUUUUCAUCUACUCCCACCUUAGAGUUUACCUGAUGAGUCCUUUUAGCUUUACCUGUAGUGCCCUAUUGCUAUCUAGUUACUGGUAGAAAUAUGUAUGUGCCAUAAGCACACAGGGAAUUUUAUUUUUUUAAGGUAAUUAUUUAUUACUCAAUCAUAAAGGAUAUUAUUUUUAUUCAUGAAAAAUUAUAUAGAACCUGAAACUUAGCUAAAUGUAGUUUUUGAAAUAAUCAACAGCUAAACUUUACUUUUAAAAUAUAAAUUUUUAAGAUAAGAUGCAAAAUAUUACUUUUUUUUGUCUGUGACAUUAGGGUGAUCCAAGCUUGUACUAGUGGAGAGGUUGGAGUAUAAAGGGAUGGAGAGAGAGAGAGAGAGAGAGAGAGAGAGAGAGAGAGAGAGAGAGAGAGAAGAGAGAAGAAGGGGGGGGAAAGUUCUAUAUUACAAUAAGCAUUGGAAUAUAGCUGUCAAGCAUUUUCCAUUUAGAGAAUAUUUCUUACAAAUAAGAUCUAGGAAGGGUAAGACAUAUUUGCAGGACUUUCAUCCAGAGCCCUUGGAACCUAUUUCCCUACCCAGCAGGGCAAAGGCUGUGGAAUGUUUUGUUUUGUUUUGUUUUCUGUUAACUGGUUCAGAGAUGAGGUAAAACAACCUUUAUUGGUCCUAAACUGCCAGGAUUAGAACUGACCCUUAGUCUUCUGCAAGCUCUUUUUCUGUCCCUGUGAAGUUUCUCUAUCCCACACCCUUCCCCCAAAGAAGGGCUUGUCAAGAGGAUUGAGUAUGAAAAGCUAGAAAGAGAGAGCACCAAGAAAACUUGCAAAAAAUAACUAAGCAACUGUUCUAAUAUGCAUGUGUAUGUGUUCGUGUGCAUGUAUAUACACACAUAGCUAUAGAUAUAUUCACCUAUCUAUAUAGCUAUCUGCCUAGGUAAAUAAACAACUGGUCUCUGUAGCCUGCUUUGGAAUAGGAAACUAUAUAAUAAUCCUUACAUAAUUCUGGCCUUUUUUCAGUAUAACCUUGGCUACUGUUCUCCACCAGCUUCUGCCUUUGCCAAGCAAUAGUAGACUCUAGAACUCUUCACUCUUGUCUCUUUAUUGUUAUUAUUUUUGGAUUAAGAGGAUUCAGAUUCUUUCUCUCCACCUCUCCCCCUGCCUCUCUCCCACCCUUCCUUCUCUCCAUACCUUUCUCUCCUCUCUCCUCCACUGCAGACCUUUUUUCCUUCUAAGAAUUUUAUGUUAUUCUUAUUCAGUCAUUUGUCAAUUGUGUCCAGCUCUUCAUGACUCCAUUUGGGAUUUUCUUGGCAAAAGAUACAGGAGUGGUUUGCCAUUUCCUCCUCCAGUUCAUUUUACAGAUGAGGA